Messenger RNA from Paramuricea clavata, 538 nucleotides. The record is from the annotation of a GenBank genome assembly. NCBI's taxonomy places the organism in Eukaryota, Metazoa, Cnidaria, Anthozoa, Malacalcyonacea, Plexauridae.
AUGGUUCGAGAUCGAGUAGUAAUCGGUUGUUAUUCGCAAAAAGUACGAGAGAAAUUAAUACAAGAAGGAUCUGGACUAACCUUAGAAAAAGCAGUUGAUAUUGCUGGAACACAAGAAAUGUCAAACACCCAGCUUCAAAGUAUGGCACCUGAAGAUAACAAUGUACACAGCCUCAGAGACGAACGAGAGAGAAAACUUCCAUAUAAAUAUGACAAACGACAAAAAGGCCCAAACACCAGAGACGGGUAUACUUAUAAACAACACUGCAGCAAAUGUGGUAUAAAACAUGACCAAAAUAAAUGUCCAGCUGAAGGAAAGACAUGUACAAAAUGCAAAAAGCUUAAAAAUUAACCAUUUUGCAAGAAUGUGCAAAUCGAAGUUCAAAGUCAAGGAAAGAAAAAGGCAAGAACAUGGAGUUGAAGAAGAGGAGUCUGAAGAGAGUGACAGUGAACUAUAUGUUGGUUCUGUGGGAAUUACAGAUGUCAUAAGCAAGAAUGAAUGGUAUGAAGAUGUAAAAAUUGCGGAAAAAAAACAAUAA